Schistocerca gregaria is the source of this 2511-nucleotide messenger RNA. RefSeq lists its product as uncharacterized. Gene Ontology annotation, molecular function: guanylate cyclase activity; peptide receptor activity. The transcript is spliced from 14 exons. NCBI's taxonomy places the organism in Eukaryota, Metazoa, Arthropoda, Insecta, Orthoptera, Acrididae. Gene Ontology annotation, biological process: receptor guanylyl cyclase signaling pathway; cGMP biosynthetic process; intracellular signal transduction. The coding region runs from base 1 to 2394 and encodes 797 amino acids. The record is from RefSeq and is a predicted model, not a curated record.
AUGUCCAACUUGUGCCACGGGCAGGUAGCGAACGCUUUGAUUGCAGCCGGCCAGGUCUCCGCAGCUAAUCAACGGUCCAGAGGAAUCUCCAUCUCCGUGGCUGCCUUAGCAACCGAAACAACAGCGAUGGUCGGUGCUCCUGGCCCCCUCGCUGAGCGUCGGCACGUCCCGCGUCGCCGCUACAGCCGCCGCCGUGUUACAGGGCUGCCGACGGCGGGGUGCGCGUCGCCGGGGUCGCCCUCGGGCGGCUUCGAGUCGCCGGUGUCCUCGCGCGCCAGCGAGUCGGCCGGCCCGGUGGCGCCGUCGGCCGGCGGCUGGCUGCGGGUGUCUCCGGGCAGCGCGCGCGGCCGCCUCCUGUACCGCGUGCAGAUGCUGCUGCUGCCGCUGCUGCCCGUGGCGGCGCUGCUCGCGCAGACCGGCGUCAACAUGGCCGACGGCAUCGCCGUGCACUCGGCCGCCACCGCCGUCGGCAGGCAGAACGCGCACCACCACAGGGUGUGCUCGGAUGAGGAGGCGGAGCUACGACCUCCAUGGGCGACGGCGGCGGUGGCGGCGAUGUGUCUGCAGCCUCAGCGCCCAUUGGUUCUGGUGCCGCGGAGGAACACUGCGGCGGCGGCGGCCGGAGGUGGGGCCGUGGCGAGAGGCUCCCGUCCAGUGCAAGGGUGCAGAAGACCGGCGGCGCCAGGAGCGCCCACGGCGGAGACGCGAGAGGUGCUGUCGGUGGAGUUGUGGGCUGAGCCCAAAGGUAUAACAACAGGUGUUAUUUUGUUACAGAUUGAUUUAACAGUGGAACUUUUCCAUCUAUUAACUGCCUUCCAAUAUGAACGAGGACAAGUUGCCUACAUCAUAUUUACGCAUGGUAACAGAUCACUGCUACUCUCCGUGUUCAACCAGACACUAAACUGCAUAUCUCAUGUGCAUUGGGAGUUGUGGAAAGAUAUUUCUGUGGACCAAGAUUUCUUCUAUGACUAUGUGUCAAACAUCAGAUACAACCAUGAAAAGCUGCUGAAAGAAGCAUUGAUACCUCUAGAAUGGUACAGUGAAGGGACCAAGAUGAUGUUGAAUGGACUGUCACGAAUUAUUCGUGAAACAUCAACCAGUGGAGUCUGGAGGUUAUUGGUGGCAUAUCGUACAGUAUUGGCAGCAGUGGACAACUUAAGUUCAGCAGCAAUCUUUGGAUUGUAUUACUUCUGCAUGGGUGUCUUGGAUGUAGUUAAUUUCACAAAUUUUGUUCGAUAUGAUUCCCUUGGACAAGAAUAUCUCUUGGUGGCUCAGCAGUACUCAUUAGAACUCAGGGACGAGUGGCAUGACUUUCUCAGUAAUUUUCCAGCUUUCAACAAUGUAACUGUACUGCAAGAGAAAAUCUACCGAAACAUGAAACGUCCUCCUGACUUUUCUUUGGCAGAGCAGUACCACAUGAUGAUGAGCUAUGUCUUAGCUGAACUUCGACAGUAUCAAGAGAGGCUUCGAAUAGUGAUAAGCGAGCGGGUAUCAGAGGAUCUGCAGGUGUCUGGCCGACAGCAGGGCCUAUCUAUUACCUUGCUUGUCCUGGUGCUUAUUAUAUCACCCAUCAUAGUUCUGCUUGUCCUCAACGCCACACGUACCAUACAGACAUUUGCUGAAACCCUGAUAAAGAGGACACAGGAACUACGUAGUGAGAAGCGCAAAAGUGAUCGGCUCCUAUUCCAGAUGUUACCACCCCCGGUUGUCAGACAACUGCGGCAACAGAAACAGGUUACAGCUGAAAAUUUUGAAUCUGUGACCAUAUUCUUCAGCGAUAUUGUUGGAUUUACACAGUUGUCUGCUGUGAGUUCUCCAAUGCAGGUUAUUACACUGCUAAACAGGCUGUAUCGCUUGUUUGAUUCACUAAUUCAGAAUUAUGAUGUAUACAAAGUAGAAACAAUUGGUGAUGCAUAUAUGGUUGUUUCUGGGCUCCCACAACGAAAUGGUAAACGUCAUGCAGGAGAGAUUGCUUCAAUGGCUCUUGAUGUUUUACAUGGUGUGGAGCUAUACAAAAUUCCACAUCGGCCAUCGGAAUCACUGCAAAUUAGGAUUGGGAUAAAUACUGGGCCGUGUGUUGCAGGUGUUGUUGGUACAACAAUGCCUCGUUACUGUCUGUUUGGAGAUUCUAUAAAUACUGCCUCUCGAAUGGAAUCCACAAGUCUUGCAAUGAAGAUCCACAUAAGUCAGACAACAAAGGAAGCUUUAGAUGAGCUUGGAGGUUUCUAUACAGAGUACAGAGGAGUCAUGGAGGUAAAAGGAAAAGGACUUAUGGACACAUACUGGCUGACAGGGAAAGAAUGCAAACAGGGUUCUUACAUCAAUAUUGAAAUUUCAGACAUCCUAGAUGAUGAUGCAACUCCUGAAUUUUUACAAAUGAUUACACAGGAAUAGAGUGACAGUUACCUGUGCAUUAAUAAAAAGCAAUGGUAUUCAAAGAGUAAAUGUACAAUGUAAUACUAAAAAACAUAUUUUUGUACUGUAUUUCACACACAUUAUAAUAAAAUAUAA